Hippocampus comes (tiger tail seahorse) is the source of this 333-nucleotide messenger RNA. RefSeq names its product F-box only protein 2-like. NCBI's taxonomy places the organism in Eukaryota, Metazoa, Chordata, Actinopteri, Syngnathiformes, Syngnathidae. The annotation marks the transcript as partial. Gene Ontology annotation, biological process: glycoprotein catabolic process; ERAD pathway; SCF-dependent proteasomal ubiquitin-dependent protein catabolic process. Gene Ontology annotation, cellular component: SCF ubiquitin ligase complex; cytoplasm. The record is from RefSeq and is a predicted model, not a curated record. The transcript is spliced from 3 exons. Gene Ontology annotation, molecular function: ubiquitin protein ligase activity.
UCGGUUAAAGACUGGUACUGUGGAAGGCAGGACUGUGGCUGCACCUACCAAAUAACGGCGUGUCUGCUGGAUGAGAAUCACGUGGUCCUGCAGGAGUUCAGACCCGAACCCGUGACACUGGACCCCGAGUGCGACGACUGUUCAUGGAAAGAGGUCAGCCACACCUUUUCUGAAUAUGGUGCCGGGCUCCGUUUCAUCUCCUUUGAACACGGAGGGCAAGAUACAAAGUACUGGGAGGGCUGGUUUGGAGUCAGAGUUACUGGGAGCUCCGUUACUGUUCAGGUGUAGGCAACAGGGGAGGGUGAAAUGCACAGAAUGUGCAAUGGUUUCCAC